AUGUCAUACAAACAAAAGGGUGUCAAGACACUUUGGCCAAAGAAGGAGCGCGACUUGUCUCAUCACAAAGAUCACUAUACUUCAAUGUUUGAUGUUAUCAAAGUGAACAACUAUGGUAAAAGACAGCAACGAACGAUUGCAGUGAGUUCAUUGGGAGUAUCAAAUUUGAAUGGACAGUCGUGUCAAUGGUUUGUAAAGAACUCGGAUGUGUACUCGAUCGAUUUGGAUACGAAUGACUCACAGACAUUUACGUUGACGUUGUUACACAAGUAUCGGUUUGAAUCAGAGAGCAUCGAGCAUGCCAAAUCGAUCGUGUCAGAGUUUAAGAGGAUGGGUGUGGGGUGUCGCGGAGGCGCUGCGUCUGGCAUGCAGGGUGACGUCGAUGGCGCGUUGCCGAUUGGCAGCACGGAGAACUCACCCAAGCAUAUCCAUCCACACCACCACUACCGCAACGACAACUCGCUCGGCAGCAGUAGCAGCGGGAGCAGUCUGCCGUCAUCGCCAGUCAUGUCACCCAACAUCUCUCCACAACUCAUCUCACACAAUGCAGCGGCACAAAUAGCCAACACCAACAACAACCAACCGUCAUCACUGUACCUGUCCAACGCCAGUAUCAGCAGUAACAGCAGUAACGGAAGCCAAAGCAAAAAGGACAAAAAGAAGGAAAAGGAACGCGAAAAGGAACGUGAAAAAGAACGUGAAAAGGAACGUGAAAGAGAAAAGGAACGUGAAAAGGAACAAAAGAAACAACAACAACAAGUAUUACAACAACAACCGUCAUCACCACCAUUAUUAAGUCAAUCCCAACAACCACCACCAAAACAACCACUUUAUCAGUCUCAACAACCGACAACAACAUCAUUGAAUCAAUCAACCAAUAUUAGAAUAGAUAGAAGAAAUGUAGCCGCUGAAGAGACGGUUGGAUUAUCUCCACUCACUCCAUCUAGUUAUGUUUUACAUUCAUCAAAUACUCCUCAAGCAACUAUUCCAAAUACACCAAAUGCAUUCUCAAGUGAAGGAGCAAGGGUUUGGAAAAUUCGUGCAGAGGAAUUAAAGAGACAAUUACUUUCAAAAAAAGAUAUCCCAAAUACUAAUUUAUUAAAAAGUUUAAAUGAAACUGAUCAACAACAACAUCCACAAGCAAUUACGAUCAUUUCUCCUCCAUCUACAUCUACAUCAACAACUUCAACAACCACCAAUAAUAAUAAUGUAAUAUUACCGCCAACUACUACCACUACAACAACUACUACUACUACAACUACUGAACAAAUAGAUUUUGAAUAUCCACCUUUAAAAGAAAAAGAAAAAAAGAAAAAGAAAAAAUUGACAAUUGAUGAUUUUGAUUUACUCAAGGUUUUGGGAGUUGGUAGUUUUGGUAGAGUCUUUUUGGUUAGAAAAAAGGAUACAAAGGCACUCUAUGCAAUGAAGGUAUUAAACAAACGAGACAUGAUGAAAAAGAAACAAAUUGCACAUACCAAUACCGAAAAGAUGGUACUCAGUACAAUGGACCACCCAUUCAUCGUACAACUUCACUUUGCCUUUCAAAAUGAAGAAUUUUUAUUCAUGUGUAUGGAUUAUAUUCCCGGUGGUGAAUUAUUCCAUCAUCUUCAAAAGGCUGGUAGAUUCCCAGAGGAAUUGGCUAAAUUUUAUAUAGCAGAGGUGAUCACCUCUUUGGAUUAUUUACAUUCAAAUGAUAUCAUCUAUCGUGACAUCAAACCUGAAAAUAUUUUAUUAGAUGCUGAAGGUCAUAUUAAAUUAACUGACUUUGGAUUAUCUAAAAGUGGAAUUACAAGUGUAGUUGGUAAAUGUGGAGAAGGACAAUUUGCAACUACGUUUUGUGGUACACCAGAAUAUUUGGCACCAGAGAUUAUUACUGGUAGUGGACAUGGAAAGGCAGCUGAUUGGUGGAGUUGCGGUAUUUUAUUGUUUGAAAUGUUGACGGGACGAUCCCCGUUUUUGGCAUCCAACCGAAACGACAUGUACAAAGCAAUGAUACAGGGUAAUCUCAGACUACCCAUCUUUUUGUCGGGCGAGGCACAAGACCUACUCGAAAAGCUGUUGGUACCCGACCCAAAGAAACGUUUGGGGUCUGGACCAACGGGUGUGCAGGAAAUCCAAAGUCAUCCAUUCUUUGAGCUGAUCCCUUGGAGAAUGCUCGAAUCAAAGAUGAUCACACCACCAUUUAAACCAACCAUCAAGGAAAUCAACUAUGCCGCCUCACAGCAGGACCCCGAUCUCAACCCUGCCAUCACAUUCCAACGAAGACGAUCUUCAUCCACACUCAUAUACGACUCGCCAUUUAAAAACUUUAGUUGGAACAAGGAAGAAGAUACUAUAUUGUUGAAUGAGAGAGCAUCAAUUUCAUCAACCUCGGCUUCCCCAACCUCACCUUCACCUUCCUCCCCUACUCAUCCCUCUCCACUCAAUCGUGAAAGGAAAAGUACUCUAAGAAAUUCAUUCACUAGAAAAGGAAGUGUAUAA
Messenger RNA from Cavenderia fasciculata, 2481 nucleotides. RefSeq names its product protein kinase 3 (gene pkgC). Gene Ontology annotation, biological process: protein phosphorylation. Bases 1 to 2481 code for a protein of 826 amino acids. The record is from RefSeq and is a predicted model, not a curated record. The transcript has 3 exons. Gene Ontology annotation, molecular function: ATP binding; protein serine/threonine kinase activity. NCBI's taxonomy places the organism in Eukaryota, Evosea, Eumycetozoa, Acytosteliales, Cavenderiaceae.